Molecule: messenger RNA, 5790 nt
Organism: Nymphaea colorata (pocket water lily)
Lineage: Eukaryota; Viridiplantae; Streptophyta; Magnoliopsida; Nymphaeales; Nymphaeaceae
Exons: 3
Coding region: 1-5790 (1929 amino acids)
Source: RefSeq, a predicted model, not a curated record
AUGCAAACCAUAAAUGCAGCAACUGUUAUGGAUGGAACCAUAGUUACGGAAAUUUCUGAUGGUGGAGCAACGAAUACGUACAAUAGUAUGGCUGGCCUCCUUACUGCUUGCGGCACUAGCGAUAUCACUCUAUUCAACACUGUGAAUGCAGGCCCACCGCUUCAUUUCAAUACCCUCCAGAUAUCAGGAUAUACUGCAGACGAACAUAUCAUUUUGCUGAGGUCACCAGCAGGAGGAGGGAGCUUCGUGACCAGCUCCAAGUACUUCGUCGCUAGCGGAAGCGCACUCACUAUCAAAUUGAUAUACUCGCAAUCUGGAGGAUCAUGCGGGUCUAUUGUUAUUGGAAGUAUUGCUGUGGUUGGGUAUAUCUGUGAUUCAAGCUGCAGCUCAUGCUCCAUGGCCACUUCAUGUUCCUGCGCGACUGAUAAGUAUUUGACGAGUGGAAAUGUAUGCAGCGCUUGUGGGACAGGUUGCGCUACAUGCACAGCAUCAGGUUGCUUGACAUGCAAGACUUCUCCCACUAGCUAUUACCUCCUUGGUACCACCUGUGAGCAAAGCUGUGGAGCAGCCAAGUAUACUGGCGUCAAUAGUAAUGGAGAGCCAGUCUGUCUCAGCUGUUUGGGUAUCUGUGCUACCUGUACUGGUCCUUCCACUUGCUCCUCUUGCAACAGUGGCCGUCUUUUCUACGGAGGGACUGGCUGUGGCGCAAACUGUCCCUUCGGACAGUACGCUGCAGAUGCCAACAACUGCGACGUCUGCGAUUCCAACUGCGCCACCUGUUCGGACGCCUCCACCUGCACUUCCUGCGGGCUGCUCAACGGCGUCCAAUCCUACCUGCACUCUGACAACGCCUGCCACACUUCGUGUCCAGGUGCCACAUACGCCAAAGUGUCAAACGGAGCCUACCUCUGCGUGCCUUGUCCUUCUGGCUGCGCCCUUUGCUCCCUCAACGUGGCCACCGUGCAGUGCUCCAAGUGCCAGGCAGUCUCUUCCACUAGUUUCUACUACUCCAACAAUGACUGCAUUCAGACUUGCCCUGACGGUACCUACGGGGGGAACGACGGCAGUGGAGACCCCACUUGUCUUCCUUGCGAUUCGCCCUGCGCCACCUGCUCAGGAUCAGGAAGUUCCGCCUGCCUGACGUGCAGUACAGAUCGGCUUAUCUAUGGAACCAACACUUGCGGCAGCUGUGCUUCUGGCACAUAUGCUGAUUCCGCGACCACCUGCGCACCCUGUGAUACCAAUUGCGCCACUUGCCAAACAACUGCCGCCAACUGCCUCAGCUGCGGCCUUCUCUCUUCUCAGCAAAGCUACCUCCACUCGGAUAAGGUGUGCUACGUCAACUGUCCAGGCAACACCUACGGUAAGGACAACUCUGGCUCGUAUGUAUGCGCAACGUGUCCUACCGGUUGCUCCACUUGCUCCCUCGUGUCAGGCACCGUGCAGUGCAGCCUUUGCACUUCUGUUGCCUCUCUCCAGUACUAUCUCAAGAACAACGCCUGCACCAGCAGCUGCGGGAACGGGUUUUACGGAGGACCGGACCCCACCACUUCCGAACCCACGUGCCUUUCCUGUGUGGCGCCCUGUGCCAACUGCAACUCCGACACCGUCUGCACCUCCUGCAGCACCGGCUACUAUCUCUCAGGGACCUGCCAUGUGUCAUGUCCUUUCGGAUACUAUGCUAAUACCGGCACCACAUGCGCCCAAUGCGAUAGCAACUGCGCCUCAUGUGACAAUCAAGCGAACGAAUGCCUUUCCUGCGGCCUCCUUAACAGCCUCCAGUCAUACUUAUACACUGAUAACACUUGCUACAACACCUGUCCCGGUGGUAGCUAUGCCACCAGCACCGGUGGAGUCUAUCUUUGCACCGCAUGUCCUAACGGAUGCGCCACCUGUUCCCUUGUCUCAGGAACAGUCCAGUGCACAGUCUGCGCAGCAGUCUCCUCCCUUAACUUUUAUCUCUCGGGCACAUCCUGUGUGCAAAACUGUCCUUCAGGAAAAUACGCAGGAACAAAUGGAAACGGAGAUCCAGCCUGUCUCAGCUGUUUGGGUAUCUGUGCCACCUGUGCAGCACCUUCCACUUGCUCCUCCUGCAACAGUGGCCGUCUUUUCUACGGAGGGACUGGCUGUGGCGCAAACUGUCCCUUCGGACAGUACGCUGCAGAUGCCAACAACUGCGACGUCUGCGAUUCCAACUGCGCCACCUGUUCGGACGCCUCCACCUGCACUUCCUGCGGGCUGCUCAACGGCGUCCAAUCCUACCUGCACUCUGACAACGCCUGCCACACUUCGUGUCCAGGUGCCACAUACGCCAAAGUGUCAAACGGAGCCUACCUCUGCGUGCCUUGUCCUUCUGGCUGCGCCCUUUGCUCCCUCAACGUGGCCACCGUGCAGUGCUCCAAGUGCCAGGCAGUCUCUUCCACUAGUUUCUACUACUCCAACAAUGACUGCAUUCAGACUUGCCCUGACGGUACCUACGGGGGGAACGACGGCAGUGGAGACCCCACUUGUCUUCCUUGCGAUUCGCCCUGCGCCACCUGCUCAGGAUCAGGAAGUUCCGCCUGCCUGACGUGCAGUACAGAUCGGCUUAUCUAUGGAACCAACACUUGCGGCAGCUGUGCUUCUGGCACAUAUGCUGAUUCCGCGACCACCUGCGCACCCUGUGAUACCAAUUGCGCCACUUGCCAAACAACUGCCGCCAACUGCCUCAGCUGCGGCCUUCUCUCUUCUCAGCAAAGCUACCUCCACUCGGAUAAGGUGUGCUACGUCAACUGUCCAGGCAACACCUACGGUAAGGACAACUCUGGCUCGUAUGUAUGCGCAACGUGUCCUACCGGCUGCUCCACUUGCUCCCUCGUGUCAGGCACCGUGCAGUGCAGCCUUUGCACUUCUGUUGCCUCUCUCCAGUACUAUCUUAAGAACAACGCCUGCACCAGCAGCUGCGGGAACGGGUUUUACGGAGGACCGGACCCCACCACUUCCGAACCCACGUGCCUUUCCUGUGUGACGCCCUGUGCCAACUGCAACUCCGACACCGUCUGCACCUCUUGCAGCACCGGCUACUAUCUCUCAGGGACCUGCCAUGUGUCAUGUCCUUUCGGAUACUAUGCUAAUACCGGCACCACAUGCGCCCAAUGCGAUAGCAACUGCGCCUCAUGCGUGAGCCAAUCAACUAAAUGCCUUUCCUGCGGCCUCCUCAACAACCUCCAGUCAUACUUAUACACUGAUAACACCUGCUACAACACCUGUCCCGGUGGUAGCUAUGCCACCAGCACCAGUGGAGUUCAUCUUUGCACCGCAUGUCCUACCGGAUGCACCACCUGUUCCCUCGUCUCAGGAACAGUCCAGUGCACAGUCUGCGCAGCAGUCUCCUCCCUUAACUUUUAUCUCUCAGGCACAUCCUGUGUGCAAAACUGUCCUUCAGGAAAAUACGCAGGAACAAAUGGAAACGGAGAUCCAGCCUGUCUCAGCUGCGAUUCCCCCUGUGCGACCUGUACAGGAGCUGGAGCUUCUGCUUGUCUGAGCUGCAGCACAGGUAGGCUCAUCUAUAACACAAAUACAUGCGGCUCCUGUGCGUCUGGGACUUUCGCAAAUUCAGGAACAACCUGCGCUCCAUGUGAUGCAAAUUGUGGUACUUGUCAAACUUCAGCGACUAACUGCCUGACAUGCGGACUCAUUUCCUCACAGCAGAGUUACUUGUACUCUGAUAACAAAUGCUACACUACUUGUCCAGCUGGCAGCUACAAGGACGACUCCAGUGGUUCAUAUCUUUGCACUGCGUGUCCAGCCGGUUGUGCCCAGUGCUCUCUUGCUUCAGGAAGUGUCGCAUGCAGUUUAUGCUCAUCUGUUUCUGGCGUGCAAUUCUAUCUUUCUGGCACCUCCUGCGUUAGUAGCUGUGGAAGCGGGAAAUACGGAGGAAUAAAUAGCAGUCUCCAGCCGGUCUGCUUGAGUUGUGUUUCUCCCUGUAAUGACUGCCUCAGCGCAACUGCUUGCACUUCCUGUAGCACUGGAGUUCUAGUAUUUGGAACUAAUACUUGCACAAGCCAAUGUGUAUUCGGACAGUAUGCCGAUACCACCACAACAUGUGCAAACUGUAACUCUAACUGUGCUUCAUGUUCUUCCUCGGCAACUUCCUGCACAUCCUGCAUCAGCAUAUCUGGCUCCAAGGCCUAUUUGCAUACUGAUAAUACCUGCUAUGUGAAUUGUCCCACUGGAACCUACUCCUCUGUGGUAAAUGGCGCCAAUCUCUGCGUGGCCUGCCCCACUGGAUGCGAUACCUGCUCCUACACUCUCGGCUCAGUUACUUGCUCUAAGUGCAAAACUGUCUCCAGCACCAACUUCUAUCUAUCUGGGACAUCCUGCGUGCAGAAAUGCCCAGGAGGAACCUAUGGAGGGACAGACGCAAACGGAGAUCCUGCUUGUGUCGGAUGCCAUUCAGACUGUGCCACUUGCAAUGGUGCUGGAGCUUCGGCUUGCCUCACCUGCAGCUCAGCAAGGCUCAUCUAUGGCACCAAUACUUGUGGUUCCUGCGCCUCUGGAACCUAUGCAGAUUCGGCAACGACUUGCGCCCAAUGCAAUACUAACUGUGCAACCUGUGAUACAUCAGCGACUAACUGCCUGACAUGCGGACUCAUUUCCUCACAGCAGAGUUACUUGUACUCUGAUAACAAAUGCUACACUACUUGUCCAGCUGGCAGCUACAAGGACAGCUCUAGUGGUUCAUACCUUUGCACUGCGUGUCCAGCCGGUUGUGCCCAGUGCUCUCUUGUUACAGGGAAUGUUGAGUGUACUUUGUGCACUUCAGUUGCUGGGGUGCAAUUCUAUCUCGAGAGUAAAAGUUGUUCAAGCAGUUGCAGCAGUGGAAAAUACGGAGGAAUUGAUUCCAGUUUCAAGCCAGUGUGUUCUUCAUGCCAAUCUCCUUGCGCCACCUGCCUAACUGCUACGGUUUGCCUCACUUGCAGCACUGGAGUCUUGGUAUACGGGACUACUUUCUGCUCGAGCCAAUGCCCUUUUGGCCAGUAUAUCGAUACAUCGACUACGUGUGCCCCGUGUAAUGCAAAUUGCGCCUCUUGUAAAACCUCAGCAACAACUUGCACCACCUGCGGCCUGAUUUCAGGAUCCCAGGCCUAUCUUUAUUCGGAUAAUGUCUGCUAUACCACCUGCCCAAACGGAAGUUACAAAUCCAACGUUAAUGGACUCUACGUGUGCGGUCCCUGCCCCACUGGAUGUGCGCUUUGCUCCCUCAACGCCGCCACAGUCGAGUGCACUGAGUGCAAGACUGUCUCAAGCACCAACUUCUACCUCUCAGAUAAAUCAUGUGUGGAAAAAUGCCCAGCUGCACGGAUAAGCUCAUCUAUGGCACAACCACUUGCGGAUCAUGUGCCUCAGGAACCUAUGCUAACACAACAUCUACUUGCGCGCCUUGUAGCUCAAACUGUGAUACCUGCGAUACGUCAGCUACACACUGUCUCACAUGCGGUCUUAUCAACUCUCAGCAAAGCUACCUAUACUCUGAUUACAAAUGCUAUACCUCAUGUCCAGCAGGCAGCUACUAAGACAGCUCGAGUGGCUCAUACGUCUGCAGCUCUUGCUCCACCGGUUGCGCCCGUUGUUCGAUCGUCGACGGCAAUGCCUAGUGCUCUCUCUGCCAAAAGGUAUCAGGAGUUCAGUAUUACCUCCAGGGGACUAUCUGCACGAGCAACUGCGGAAAUGGAUUUUAUGGAGGCCCUGAUGCCACCAGUGGGGAACCCACCUGCAUCGCCUGCACUGCUCCCUGCGACAAUUGCCUAA